UUCCGGCUCACUAUCUCGAUCUAGUGAUUCCAUAGACUUUCUCUUGAAGCUUGAAGGUCGCGUUGAAGACCACAAGCCUGUAGAAAGAGGCUAUCACUCUACAGUUCAAAUAGGUGAAUACGUAUACAUGUGGGGUGGAUACCAGCCUCAUCUCUCCAAAAAACGCAAUGAAGAUGUGUCAUCGAUCAUGGAGGUGUUUCACUUGCCAUCCCGGGAUGUGGGAACUGAGACCGACCUCAAACACACCCCCUAAAGGGAUCUAUGGUUACGCAUGCACUGCAAUCGACAGGGAAAUAUUCUUUUUUGGAGGCUAUUGUAACUCAUCCAGCACUUUUCAAAAUAGUCUCUUUAGCUUCAACACUGACGCUGAUGCCUUUAGCUGGAGAGAACUCUCUCCUACUUCUCCUAGUCAUGGUCACCCAAUGGUAAAGGGGUACUCUGGCAUUGUUGCAGUACAGGUUGGUGGUAAGGACUACAUUGCAGUAAUUGGAGGGAGAGGAUCAUCUUCACCUGAACAGGCUAAAGCUCAAUAUAGCCAAGGUUUUGGUGCACUUCAACGCUGCAAUGAGGUCCAUUACUAUAAAUUAUUGUCAGGUGAAUGGGAGUCUCCUGUUGUUACUGGAAACAGACCACCUCCUAUCAGUGGCUUCACCAUAGAAUCGCUUAGCAAAAAUACUGCUCUGCUGUUUGGAGGGGCUACUUCUUUUGGACACAAUAGCUGUGUUUAUAUUGUGACCUUCACCAGAAAAGUGAAGUUCGUAAAGAUAUCUAAUCCUGGUGGAUCAGUAAAAUGGCCUUCAGGAAGAAGUGCUCAUUCGAGUGUUAUCAUAAAUCAUGGUUCGUCAGGACAGCACCUGUUAGUGAUUGGUGUUAAUGACUGCUGGGUACUUGACAUUAUCAAUAAGACCUGGAAAGAAGUGGUUACUUUACCAGAUGUUGUUACUAAAAGAAAUAAUCAUUCCUUAUCAGCUUGGAGCGUGACUCCUGCUACUACUUGGAUUGUGCAGUUUGGAGGAUAUAAAGGGAGAAAAAUGAUUGGAGAUACAACAAUCAUUGAAUUCAGGUAUAAUGCCGAGAACGAUUGGUCUGUUGACGUAAUACCUCCAGAUCAGUAUCAAGAUAAACUAAGAGAGAGAAAACAAGAAUGGGAGGAGUCUCAAGUCAUUCAUCGCCAAAGGGACAAAAUAAUAGAGCAGAGCCAGACAGAGCAAGGAAUUAUAGAGGAAAGGUUACAGCCGUUAGAUCAUGAAGAAGUGAGGGAGCAAAGUAAAAGGGAUCAGCAAAACAAGGAGCAGAAUCAUCAAGGACACCAGGAACAGAAUACAGAUGAACUUUUAGUCUUAGAACAAAAGUUUUUAGAACAACUUCAAGAAAAAGAGAAAGAAUUUGAGAGGGUAAUACAAGAGAAAGAUGAGGAAUUGAGAAAAGUGAAGAAUGAAUCUCAAGAAAGAGAACAAGAGCUUCUUAAGCAGUUACAACAGGCCGAAUCUUCUUGGGUUUUGGAUAAAGAAGAAAUUACCAUAACAGAAGGGCUUGUUGGUAAAGGAAGUUGGGGAGAGGUCAAAGUGGGCAUUUAUUGUGGCUUGAGAGUUGCUGCAAAGCGUCUUCAUGAUGUCAUCAUUUCUCAUUAUAAUAUCAGUACAUUCUCGCGUGAAAUGAAUAUUGCUUCCAAGGUACGUCAUCCCAAUCUCCUUCAGUUUAUAGGAGCCACUAAAGAGGGUAACCCAAUCAUCCUGACAGAGCUAAUGCACACCAGCUUAAGGAAGGAAUUAGAAACAUCAAGCACAAUGCCUUAUCAUGUUGUACUAAGCAUCAGUCUUGAUGUAGCCUGUGCUCUCAAUUACCUUCACCUCUUCAAGCCUCAUCCUAUACUGCACAGAGAUGUCAGCAGUCCUAAUGUGCUCCUUCAGCCAGUAGGUAAUGGAUGGAGAGCUAAAUUGUCAGACUAUGGCUCGGCUAAUCUCCAACAUCUCAUUGGAUUCACUGUUAACCCUGGUUCUCCAAUCUAUUCAGCACCCGAGGCGACAAACCCACAUAAUCAUUCUCCUGCUAUGGAUGUCUAUAGCUUUGCUGUCCUCUUGAUUGAAAUGCUCACUUGUCAGUUACCAGAGCCAAAGGAGAGACAGACUCAGCUCAGCACUGCAGUAAAGGACCAUGUCACCAUUAGACAGCUACUAGUGACUUGUCUUAAUAAUGAGUAUGAGAGUCGCCCAAAUAUGUCUGAUGUCAUUAGAGAGCUUAAAAGGGAAAUUUAAUAGUUAACCAAUUUAUGCAUUUUAUACACUGACAAUGCAAGGCUAUACAAGCUGACAUUCAAAGUGCAUUUCUAUUGU
Messenger RNA from Amphimedon queenslandica, 2333 nucleotides. Its product is annotated as dual specificity protein kinase shkB-like. The coding region runs from base 168 to 2255 and encodes 695 amino acids. The transcript has 6 exons. The record is from RefSeq and is a predicted model, not a curated record. Gene Ontology annotation, biological process: necroptotic signaling pathway; protein phosphorylation. Gene Ontology annotation, molecular function: ATP binding; protein kinase activity; protein binding. NCBI's taxonomy places the organism in Eukaryota, Metazoa, Porifera, Demospongiae, Haplosclerida, Niphatidae.